AUGGCACAAGACUGCGAUAACUCUUUCUAUCCAUUGGCGUGGACUAUAGUUGAUAAGGAGACCACUAGUACAUGGACAUGGUUCUUAGAGUUGUUGGAGAAGUCAUUGAAUUUGAAGAAUGGUGAUAGCAUCACAUUUAUGUCUGACAUGCAGAAGUGGAAAAUGUCUUUCCAUUAUCAAACCAUAGAGGAAGCUGCUAAAGAUUUGGUCAAGUUUCCACCACAAAAAUGGUGCAGAACAUAUUUUGAUACCGUGUGCAAAAAUCAGAUGGUAGAUAAUAAUUUCACUGAAUCCUUCAACUCUAGGAUCUUGGUACCUAGAGGCAAGCCUUUCUUGAAGAUGCUUGAAGAGAUUAGCGUCAAAAUAAUGAACAGGUUGAGAAAGAAGGAAAAAGAGGCAGAAACAUGGAACAUUCAUUACAAACACAGUCCUAAGUGUAUGGAAUUGUUCAUUGCCUACAGUAAGAUUGACAACUUAUGCAAGCUUGAGUUUAAUGGGGACCUUGGGUUUGAAGUGUCUGAGGGUGAAGAUAGGCACAUAGUGAAUAUUUUGACUGGCAUCCCAUGCCCUCAUGCCAUCAAGGCAUUGCGCUACAAAAUUAUUGAGCCUCAAGAUGAAAUAAGUUGGUGGUACGCUAAAGAAGCCUAUCUUAAAACAUACUGGGCCAAGUUGUUGCCUAUGAGAGGUGAACAGUUCCGGCAAGUAUUGCCAGAACAUGCCAUGGACCCAUCUGAUCUUGUGAAAACAGUUGGAAGGCCAAAAGUUAAAAGAGAUAGAGAAAAAAAUGCAGCAAUCAAAAGAGCUGGAGAGUGGUCUCACUCAAGAAAAGGAACUAAGAUGACAUGUAGCAAGUGUGGUUCACAAGCUCACAAUGCAAGGUCUUGCAAGGCUAGUAAGGAAGGCAAUAUUUCAAUUCUUAAGAGGAAGAGGGGCAGAACUGAAGGAGUAGAACAAGAUGGAGAAGUCUUUGAUGUCAAUAGUUCAGCCCCUCAACUAUCUCAAGAAGGAUUUGAAAGUGACAUAUCUGCACCAAGACAGAGACAUUAUGAACCUUUUGGUCCUACUAGAGAACUGAAAGUGAUCCUGUUUUAA
Messenger RNA from Solanum tuberosum (potato), 1092 nucleotides. RefSeq lists its product as uncharacterized. Lineage: Eukaryota; Viridiplantae; Streptophyta; Magnoliopsida; Solanales; Solanaceae. The record is from RefSeq and is a predicted model, not a curated record. The transcript has 5 exons. Bases 1 to 1092 code for a protein of 363 amino acids.